UCCUGCCCUUGUGACGUCAGUUACGUACGCGUGUCUACGUAGGAAAAUACCGGAAGAGAAAUAUUUCGCUUCUUGAAAACAGGUGUUACUUGUCUUUCGGAAGACUCGGCAGCUGUCCAACAUGCUAGGUGGUGGGUUCAAAGCUGAUAGACUUAAAGUUAACCUUCGUUUGGUCAUUAAUCGCCUCAAACUAUUGGAGAAGAAGAAAACUGAACUAGCUCAGAAAGCACGGAAGGAAAUUGCGGAUUACUUGUCAUCUGGAAAAGAUGAACGAGCUCGUAUUAGGGUUGAGCACAUAAUCAGAGAAGAUUACCUAGUGGAGGGUAUGGAGAUCCUAGAGCUGCACUGUGACCUCCUCCUGGCCCGCUUUGGCCUCAUCCAAUCAAUGAAGGAACUGGAUCCAGGCCUUCAGGAGGCCGUGUCCACACUUAUCUGGGCGGCUCCACGUUUGCAGUCUGAAGUGACUGAACUCAAGACUGUGUCAGACCAGCUAUGUGCAAAAUACAGCAAGGAGUAUGGCAAGCUGUGUAGGACAAACCAAAUUGGUACAGUCAACAGUAGGCUCAUUCACAAACUGAGUGUGGAAGCCCCGCCCAAGAUUCUCGUAGAACGCUACCUUAUUGAGAUUGCGAAGAACUACAACGUUCCAUAUGAGCCGGAUGCCAUGGUUGAUCCUGAGGUCUGUGCAGCAGAGGAAGCCAACCUUAUAGACAUGAAGGAUGACUUCAAGAAGCCAGGAGGUGGAGGAGGUGGUGGUGGUGGCUUCACUGCCCCACCCUCGGCAAUGCCUAUGACCAUGCCCAUGCCCAUGCCAGUUGGCUUCAGCUACCCCCCAUCCAAAGGCUCACAAGAGCACAUGAUUGGCCCUGCCGGCUUUAAUGCCUUUCAACCACCCCAGCUGCCCAGCCUUCCCCCCAGCUAUGAAUCUAAGGAUGUCCUGUUUAACAACAGUCCUGUUCCUUCCCAGGUGACAGGCAUCGGCCCCACCUCCCCCCAGAUGUUUGACAGCCCCGGCUUCCCCGAGCUCCCCUCUGUUCCUGACACGCUUCCUGUUGCAGCCAUCGGCAGAAGCACUGCACCCUCAGACGACAUUGAUUUUGAUGAUCUGACACGUCGCUUCGAGGAUCUGAAGAAAAAGACCUGAUCCACCCCCCCCCCCCUUUUUUUUAUACUUGGUGGCCCUUCUCACACUACAGUCCCUGCAAAGAGAUGAUUCGGAGCCCUGUAGUGACAGCCCUUAGACCCUCUUUUGGAGUAAAACUCUUUGAUAUCCUAUAAAACAUGCCAGCCUAACUUUAUUGAAAUAAACAUCCUCUCCCUAACUGUAACAAACAGUUUCAACACAGUGUGCUUCACUAGUAAAUACUUGACAUUCAGAAUAGAAGUAAAUUGUACAGAUUUAUUUUUAAAAUCAACAUCUUUAUAAAAAUCUGUUUUUUGAUGGAUACUUUUCAUGACUAUGGCCUUUUGCUGUAAGAAUACUAAUAAUGUCCUGAGAUACAAAAAAUGAUAAGCUGGUCAUCACAUCCUUAUUGAUUGCUUGUUUCCAUUAGAAAUUAUCAUUUUGCCAGGGGACCGUCACUGUGACUUUCUGCUUCUUAGCUGUGUGUGAAUGUUAGGAUUUCUUUUCUUUAAUCUGUAUGUUAUUCCACAGUAUAAAAUGUGUUUCAGUGGUGCGUUUAAUGGAAUGGCUGCGGAAGAAUUUGGUAGUACUGUUACAAAUAUACUGUGGCUGCUGUGUGGUGGGAUUAGUUUCAGAAGGGCAGAGUUAGCCUGUGUUGGCCUUUAUCUUAGAGCAUCCUCAUAUUUAAAAUGCCUUAAUAACUGGUUUUACUAAAUGCUAAGCUUGUUAGAAUAGCAUUCACGCAUGCAUGCAAUAGUGGUCAUGAGUACCUCAGGACAUACUGGUCGUGGACUACAUUUAUACUUGUUUGUAGUUGACUUUUUUCUUCCAUGUUAGUCAUUCUAAUGAUUGUACAUCAUACCACAUGCUACAUCUGUUUAAUACUUGAGUCUUUUAACCAGAGAAAAUAUCUUGAUUAAAAAGCUGCAAUAUACCAAAAUGGUACUAAACGCCACAUUAUAAUGUAAAUGUUAUUGGGAAUUAUAAACAUUUUCCUAGAAUACAGAUAAA
Paramormyrops kingsleyae is the source of this 2134-nucleotide messenger RNA. RefSeq names its product IST1 homolog. The record is from RefSeq and is a predicted model, not a curated record. Lineage: Eukaryota; Metazoa; Chordata; Actinopteri; Osteoglossiformes; Mormyridae. Gene Ontology annotation, biological process: protein transport.